GACCAGAGAGCCAGAGAGAGGGAGGGAGUUGGAUUACCGCGUUCGCGUCGGGUUUGCUACCGCGGAACCGCAGAAGACCGGCCGCCUCCGAAGGAACCGGUUGCGCGUGUGUUGUCGCGAAAGGGGCAACGAGAGUCCAGGAGCUGCCAGACCCAUCACGAGCGAGCCAUGAGCGGCCAGAGCGUGGAUGUGGUCUGGGACCCGCAGACCCAAACCAACUCGUUAGAGGGCUGGGAUUACUCUAUCGAGCUCGCGUACCUCAAGAGCCUCAAGGGCUCCUCUUCCGAAAGUAAUCUUCAGUUGGCGGCGGAGCUCGGCAAGACUCUAUUGGAGCGGAAUAAAGAGCUGGAGAACAUCAUCAAGCUGCACCAAGCUACCGUGGAAGAGCAAACACAGGAGAUCGAGUACAUGAAAAAACAAACCGCCGCUCUGAGGGAGGUAAACAAUACACGGUUGAAAGUCUACGAGCAGCUGGAAGUUAGCGUACAGGAUCUGGAACGUGCGAAUCAUCACCUGGUGAUCGAGAACACGAGCGAUAAGAAACUGAUCAAGAGCCAAUCCGUGACUAUUGAGAAUCUGGAAAUAAGAUGCGAGGAACUUCAAAAGAAGAUUGACGACUUGACCGGACAGUUACGUCAGCGAGCUGCGAGCCCGUCUAGGAAUAAUAAUGUUCAGCAACAGCAACAACAACAACAGAGUAUCGAUUGGGAAACUUCGGACACACAGGGUGGCAGCGAGAAACAGAGAGCUGCCCCGAGCUCGCCGAAGUCCUCCCAAGAAACUAUCGACACGACCGCGGCGAAUGAUGCAGAGAUGACCGAGUUGCUGAGACAGCUGCAAGACGCUCGCAGUCAAAGGGCCAGAGAGCAGAAGAAGGUGUCCGAGCUCAGUCAGCAGUUGACCAGCUUAUUACAGGAGAACAGCGCGCUGGAGGAGCAGUUGACAGAGCUGCGUAAUAAGGCGCAGGAUGUGAAGAGUCUGCAGGAUGAAAUUAACACGUUAGAGGAAGUCAGACGAGGUCAAUUAUGCGGACGAUGUCUGCGCGGUAUGGACACGAGGACGCACGACGAGCUCUCCAUCAUGCUGGAUCAGGAGGAGUACGAUGACAUAAGUGUUGCCGAGUCGUUAAUCAACGAGAAUCAGCGCGACUCUGAGCAGCCAGUGCAGGAUACAGCCAGCAAGAACGAGUGUACGGACGAGCUGGACAGUGCGAAUCCGUAUCGAGUCCUGGUGGAGAAGUAUCAGGCUUUGUUGGAGGUGCAGAGACACUGUCAGCCUCGUCGUAAGGACGUGCCGAAUCCCGCGACAUGCAUGUCGUUGCAGGAAGAGCUGGAGAUGUCCGGCGAGUUCAACAAUUUCUAUCCCACCGAAGGCGCCGUUGCUGCAGGACCGGAAUCGAACAAGACUGCCGCUUCGCGAGCCAAAGCGUCCGAGAACUCCUCCGGGAAGAAACCUUUCUCGGCGACCCCGACAGAUUUCUCCGAGGCCGAGACGUCGUUCGGCUUCUCGGACGAGACGAGCAAUAAGGCGACGCAGACGGACGGCAGGCCGGGUUCGUUCCUGUGCUCCAUCGCUGACGGCGAAGACUGCAAGUUCAGCAUCUACGACGACAACAGCCCUUUCGAGAAAUUCCGCAAAACGCCCGAAUAUCGGCAACUGUUCAGCGAGAUCUUCGGCGUCUUGAAGCGGGCGGCCGAGGCAAAGGACGAGGUGAGAAACUCCCGUUGUUGGACGACCUCUACCACGUCCCAAACAACGUGCGAGGCAUCGUUCCAGGAGGAUCUUCACAGCGAGGCGACCGACGAUAAUCAGAGUGUCAUGUCCUCCAUGGUGUCGUCGGUGGUCUCGGAACCGGUCUUCAGCCGAGUGUUGUCGACUAACAGCCCACGUAACGGCCAACAAUCCGACAACAGCAAAUCCGGUAACAUCGCUUCAAAACAACCUGAUUGUAAGGACGCGGGUUGCAGGAUGGACUACGUGUCCGUUAACUUGCGUAUGCGCAAAAGUCCUCGGCGAAGAAGAACUUCGCCAAAAAACGCGUACAACGGGGCGACCGCGCCGGACGUCAUCCCUACGACGAACCCGAAAUUCGUGCCACCCAAGCCCAACGGCGGUGGUCGAAGGAGGUUCAAGCCGUUCAAUCCGGCCGAGCACGAGCACCCGGGGACGUGAAACGGCCAGCACGUCGCGUAUUCGACGACGACGCGGUCGAGGGACAACAACAGGCAACAGCACACAUGUGCGCGGACUUCGGGCGAGCAACAGCCGCAUAAUAAUUUCGAGUACAGGGAUUUCAAACCUAGCACAGCCUCCGAAGUUGCACGAUUGAAGCGGCUGGAGAUGUCUUACGCAGAGGUUCUCCACCCGAACAAUAAGUCUCGCGCCAACAACAACAAUCAUCAUCAUCAUCAUCAUCAUCAUCACCGUAGGAGUUAA
Molecule: messenger RNA, 2436 nt
Organism: Nylanderia fulva
Lineage: Eukaryota; Metazoa; Arthropoda; Insecta; Hymenoptera; Formicidae
Source: RefSeq, a predicted model, not a curated record